AUGACGAACCAAGACGCAAACGAACCACCAUCUACAACGAAAACGACAACGAGUUCAGAUACGACCAAAAGUCCCGCUACAGUCACGACGGCUGCCGCUAUCCCCAACCCUACCCCCGACUCCUCGUCCCACACGGCCUCGGAACUCCACCUCCUCUCCCGCAUAACCGGCCUGGAACGCCAAUUGCGCGAGCAGACGGCCCUUCUCGCGCGCCUCACUCGCACCACCCCGGUGGCCUCGAGUGCAUGUGUCCCAACGUCGAACUUGGCCGUGACCUCGACCCCGACCUCCGAUGAUACUGCAGCACCGCGAAGCGCUCCUCCCUCCCGGUCUCGCUCCCGGUCCCCUCGACGCGCCCGCGCCUUCAAUCCCGCAGCCUACACCACACGGCACAUCGCGCUGAAGUUCGCGUACCUGGGCUCUCGGUACGGCGGGUUCGAGCACGCGAACGGCAACGUGACGCCGCAGCCGACUGUCGAGGAAGUGCUGUGGAAGGCCCUGCGCAAGGGGAGGCUGAUCAGCCCUGAGGUGCCGCCCGGCGCGGACGAGAGCGUCAAUGUGCUUUGGGGCCCGGAGGAGAGGAGGCGGGCGUAUGCGUGCGCGGAGGUUGGGGACAGGUAUAAAAAGUCGGCUCACGCAAAACCGAGGCUCCGACUCGACCUCAAUUGGGAGGGAUGCCAGUAUAGCAAGUGCGGGAGGACAGAUAGGGGGGUCAGUGCGUUUGGGCAGGUCGUGGGCAUACGCGUGCGGAGUAAUCGCCCUCGCGCCGUUGAGAAGCCGGGGCAAGAGGAGGUGGCUCAACAGCUUGGCAAUGGCGAUAGGGAUACCGAAGUGGCCGCAGACCCCUUGCCAGAAGACGAUGACAUGCCCGCUAUAGACAGCGAGGAUCUCGCCACGGAGACGUACGAGAAAGAAUUCGACCCCGUGGGCGACGAGCUGCCGUACAUUUCGCUCCUGAAUGCGCUGCUCCCGCCCGACAUCCGCGUCCUCGCGUGGUGUCCGUCCCCGCCGGCAGACUUCGACGCCCGCUUCUCCUGCCGCGAACGCCGGUAUAAGUACUUUUUCACAAAUCCUGCGUUUUGUCCCACGCCGGGCGCCUUGGGGUUACUUCGCGGGGCACAAGGCAGGGAAGGGUGGCUGGACGUGGAGCGGAUGAAGAUCGCGGCCAAGAAACUGGAAGGCGUGCAUGAUUUUCGCAACUUUUGCAAAAUCGACGCGAGUAAACAGAUGAGCAGUUGUGUGAGGAGGAUCACGUUCUGCGAUGUGGUCGAGUGGGAUGGGAGUGGACGGGCCGUGGUGGAGCAUGAGGGCUUGAAUGAGCGCGACCAGCGCGAAUUUGAUGUGGAUCCUGGGAUUGUGUCUGGGUAUGGGAACGGGAACGGGAACGGGAAUGUUGACCGUAUCCAGACGCACGCGGGGCCCAAAGUGUACGCUUUCUGUGUCCACGGGACAGCAUUCCUGUGGCAUCAAGUCCGGUGCAUGGUCGCCGUGCUGUUCUUGGUGGGCCAGGGGUUGGAGGAACCCAGCAUCGUGGACGAGUUGCUCGAUGUGGCCAAACACCCGGGCCGUCCGAUGUACGAGAUGGCAGACGACGCGCCGCUUGUGCUCUGGGAUUGUAUUUUCCCUGACAAGGACAAGGAUCCCAAUGGGCCUAGCGACGGGGAAAUGGUGGAUUCGUUAGAUUGGCUGUAUGCGGGGGAUGAACGCACCGUCCCUGCCCUUCUGACCAGUCCUGCCAAGAAUGAUGGCAAAUUCGGCGUUGGUGCCGUCGUCGAUGAACUUUGGACGCAGUGGCGCGAGGCCAAGAUGCAGGAGAUCCUCGCAGGGAGUUUGCUCGAUCUGGCCAUUUCUCAGGGCGACCAGAGUCCUUUCCGACGGGUUGUACCAGAUGCUCGUGGUCCGAAAAGUCAGAAGGUCUUCGACGGGAGUGCUCGCGCCAGGAUGCAGGGGCGUUAUGUCUCCAUCAUGAAGAAACCCCGCAUGGAAAAUCUCGAGGUGUUGAAUGCGAAGUGGUUGAAAGGUCGGCAGGGGAGACGUGCGCGCGAAGAGGCGGACGCGGAGACGAGUGGGUUAGGAGAGUAG
Messenger RNA from Cladophialophora yegresii CBS 114405, 2082 nucleotides. RefSeq lists its product as uncharacterized. NCBI's taxonomy places the organism in Eukaryota, Fungi, Ascomycota, Eurotiomycetes, Chaetothyriales, Herpotrichiellaceae. Bases 1 to 2082 code for a protein of 693 amino acids. Gene Ontology annotation, cellular component: cytoplasm; nucleus. Gene Ontology annotation, molecular function: pseudouridine synthase activity; RNA binding. The record is from RefSeq and is a predicted model, not a curated record. Gene Ontology annotation, biological process: mRNA pseudouridine synthesis; tRNA pseudouridine synthesis. The transcript has a single exon.